Echinops telfairi (small Madagascar hedgehog) is the source of this 387-nucleotide messenger RNA. It is a transcript of the gene CXCL17, whose product is annotated as C-X-C motif chemokine ligand 17. Gene Ontology annotation, biological process: negative regulation of inflammatory response; positive regulation of macrophage chemotaxis; positive regulation of vascular endothelial growth factor production. The record is from RefSeq and is a predicted model, not a curated record. Lineage: Eukaryota; Metazoa; Chordata; Mammalia; Afrosoricida; Tenrecidae. The transcript has 4 exons. The coding region runs from base 1 to 387 and encodes 128 amino acids.
AUGCCUCCCAGGACACAGAAGCUCAAUUAUUUCUUCCAACACUGCAAGGUGGUUGUCACCAUCUUCCUUCUACAGAUCAAAGAACCCAGCAUCAGAGAAGGGGUCGCCAGAGGACACCGGGGCCAGCGCCAGGCCUCAGGAAGGCGGCUCCAGGAAGGCGGGCUAGAAUGUGAGUGCAAAGACCAGUUCCAGAAACUCCCUAAAGGAAAAUUUAUGGCAUUGGCAGUGCUCGGGUCGCCAAAGAAACAGUGUCCCUGCGAUCACUUCAUGAGCAACAUGAAGAAAAACAGGCACCGAAGGCACCACAGGAAGUCAAACAAGUACUUCAGAGCCUGCCAACAGUUUCUCCAACAGUGCCAGCUGGCAAGCUUGGCCCUGCCCUUUUAG